Messenger RNA from Xylaria bambusicola, 2735 nucleotides. Its product is annotated as mitogen-activated protein kinase. Gene Ontology annotation, biological process: protein phosphorylation; mitotic DNA damage checkpoint signaling. Lineage: Eukaryota; Fungi; Ascomycota; Sordariomycetes; Xylariales; Xylariaceae. Gene Ontology annotation, molecular function: ATP binding; protein serine/threonine kinase activity. The record is from RefSeq and is a predicted model, not a curated record. The transcript has a single exon. Bases 710 to 2509 code for a protein of 599 amino acids. Gene Ontology annotation, cellular component: nucleus; cytoplasm.
AUUUUCUCUCCCUGAGCAGUUUAUCAAACCGUUCGUCACAGAGCAACAAGUCUACCGAUUGAACGCCUGACAAGUACUGGGCAUGUACAGGGCUAGGUAGGUGCUGUAGGUUGACGUGUAGACGGUGAGAGGAAGGGUAGCAUAGCCCAGUCCUUAUGAGGCAAGCGAGGCGAUGCUCCAAACUGACUAAUACGCCGCGCCAGUGGAACCUGUGUUAUUUAUACCUGCGGUGUCUACUGUCUACUUACCUACCUACCUACCUAGGCAUAUGUAUCCAGCUGGUUGGUUAAAGCAAGAGACGGGGAACUGCUGCCAGGCGACUGAGGGAACCCUCUCCAGCGGGAUCAGCCGCACACCCACCCAUCUCACGCCCUUUCUAUCCUGCUCGCUUCUGACCCCUUCGAUGACUGUCUCUGCCGCCGCUUGAGCACUGAGACCCAUUAACUGAAGGUCCCAAGGACAGCCCAUCUGAUAGUGAUAGCUCCGUCUGGUCAUUUCAACUUUCAUCUGGCCCUUUAACGUGAGCGAGUUGAUCGAUCUGUCAAAUUCUCUCGAAGUCGACGAGUAAUAUUUCUAUUUCUUUCCUUUUUUUCCUGUUCGGAUAUCCUACAGCAGGCAGGUCCCAUAGUCCUACUAUAUUCUCAUUAUAUAAAAUUACUCUCAUCUAUGUUGCAUAUACCCCUUGCGCAACCCUCACUUCCAUCGUACUAUGGCUGCUGAGGUUUACCCUUCCGAAGAGAAAACGGAGCCAUUCACUCCUGAGGAACUCCAACUGCGAAUGGGUAAAAGCAUCCAAGUUGAUGAAUCCGGUGAUGCUCACCACGACCAUAUCCCCUUGGACCACUUGGUGAUUGAUGAAGACCACCACAAAAAUGGCCUCCGCAUCCUGGUGCGGCCACUCACAAAAAGCCGCUCUGUCAGCCCUGGCAACGACAACUGUCAGUGGCUUACUCUGCGGGCAGAGGUGGGAAAUUCUAGCCAGUCCAAGUCCAAGGUGUUAGCUGUGACCCAAACCUCCAAGGACAUCAAUUUCUCCAUCAGGAUUCCACAGGCUGAGGAGGGUGACCGUCCUCCACUAUGGUGUGAGCUUUAUUAUGAUCCCGCUAGCGAUAGCUUGAUACUGUGGAACAAGUCCGAGAUUCCUGUUGUCCUCGCCAGGGUAUCUCUUUCAGAUCACGCUGGCGCCAAUUAUAAACAGGAGAUUCUACCGGGCGCAACCCGAGAGCUGUCGCCAGGUACAUGGAGGAUCAGUGUUGGUAUUCCCGUCCUUGAUUUUCGGAUCUUGGAGAAAAGACCUGCCACAUUACAUGUUCCGUCUGAUAGCUUCGAAUCUUCACCUGCCCGAAGCCAGAUACUGUCGAGUUCGUUGGGUAAAAGGUCAUUCUCAUCCGACGAUUUCGCGACAGAAAAUGCAGUGAUUGAGAAGCGUCUUCGACGCGACGAUACCAACGAAGAGAAUGAGGAUAAUGUCAUCAUUCUGUUCAACACAGCCAAAACGAAGGAGAUUGCUAUACCCAAUGGUCACGCAUUACUCCAAGUCCAGAAAGAUGAGACGUUGGCGAUUCCUGGUGAUAGUGACACUGAUGGGUACCAGUUGACAAAACGCGAUCAGAUCGCCACCACUGGGGCUUCUUCCGUAUAUACAGCUGAGCACUCUCAUGUUCCCGACGGCGUCAUCACAGUUAAAGUCCUCAAGACCCGUGGGCCCCAGACAGACAAUCGACCCCAGGAUGCGAUGCAUCGGAAUGUGAUACGCCAGGCCGAUAUAUGGCUGCGUGAAUAUCAGAGCCAAGAAGAUCUCCAACACGAAUCCAUCGUCAGGUUACAUGGUGGUGAUGCGCGCUACUUAUCGCUCUAUAUGGAGCAUGUCGAUGGCAAGGAUCUAGCCGCUCGUAAUGUGUGGCGUGACAUCACAACAGACAAAUUCGUUGGCGGUCGCGCUGACGCUAUUCGCAUUCUUAAAGACAUUGCGGGCGCGUUGCAUUACAUACACCAGAAAAAGCGCAUUCAUAACGAUAUCAAGCCCGCCAACAUAUUGUAUUCCAAGGAUAGGGGUGCCGUCCUCUGCGACUUCGGAUUAUCCACUCGCACUGUCGACCCCGCUACUAACGGAGGCACACCAUAUUAUGUGCCUCCGGAGUUCAUAGGGCAGAAGCUUCGCGGUCCAGCAUCAGACGUGUGGGCCCUUGGCGUCACAAUGCUCUAUGUGCUACGAAAGAUCCCCUUUCCCGACGCUCGUGGAAUCCGUGGCCACCCAAAGCAAUUAUACUGGAUGAUUGCAGAUCUGAAUCGCAGACACGGACAGUCUUCUAGCCGCACAUCCUCUGCUGUCACACAAAUGCAACAGUGGCUAAGUGAGGUCAACGAGUCCAAAGCCCAACUGAAUUCUCGUGAUAAAAUCGAGUUUCUCGUGUUACAAAUGCUGACACCUAAUCCACUUCAACGCAUCACUAUGGCCAAAGUUAUGCAUGAGCUACAUCCGGACAAAGAAACGAUCCUCGCGAGAUGAGGUUGUGCGUGGCAACUAAUCCAGAACCCACUACAUACACCCUACGAAGAUAUGCGCACCACAGAAGGGCUCCAUCCUGCACAGAAGUCUGAGCGUCCAACACUGUACUCCCAUGGCACAAACAAUGAAGACUAGUUGCUUUUCUCUAGCUCACAGCUUUGAUGUUCAUUGUGCUAUCACUUUACGUUGAAACUUGAGCGUUAUUUUCCUAUACAGUCAUCCUCAA